This is a messenger RNA of Torulaspora globosa, 1665 nucleotides long. It is a transcript of the gene FAR8, whose product is annotated as Far8p. Lineage: Eukaryota; Fungi; Ascomycota; Saccharomycetes; Saccharomycetales; Saccharomycetaceae. The transcript has a single exon. Gene Ontology annotation, molecular function: protein binding. The coding region runs from base 1 to 1665 and encodes 554 amino acids. The record is from RefSeq and is a predicted model, not a curated record.
AUGAAUAACCAAUCAAGAUUGCAUCCACAUUACACCUUGCCGGGUGUAAUGCAUUAUUUGCAGACCGAGUUUACCAAAAAUGAACGUGAUAGAAUCACUUGGGAGCUGGAAAGGGCCGAAAUGAAAGCCAGGAUUGCUCAAUUGGAGGGGGAAAACAAGGAUCUUCGCUAUAAAUUGAUGAAACUUAAUAUGCAAACGUCAGGAACCGCAAAAGAGGCAGAUACAAAGGAUGUGAGUGGGAAUGACCUUUCUGAAUUACUCAAAUCCAAAAUGGCAGUGCAGGAGAGCGUCAAAGAGAUCAUCUACCUAUUUAAGAGCCCUGAAAUUCCUUCGAGAAUUGGCUCCCUGAACGAGGAAAGAGAUUCAUUGCAUGAAAUACAAAAGCUCAAUUUAAACCAGGACCUGCAUAGCAUGAAAAAAGAAGAGGCAUCGAUGAGCCACCUAUUACAGGCCAAUUUGCAUCCGGCAGGGAUUCAGCCACAAGCCGUUUAUGCUGGAGAUUUGAAUUCUCGAGACGCAAACUCCGAUGCGGCGACGGUAGUGCUUGGAUCUGACACAGAGGGAAGCGAAUCGCAUGACACAAGGCGCCGUCGAUCUUCCUCACUCUUUUCCUCCACGAACGUCGCGCCAAUGGACGCCACAAAGGACGAAAUUGGUCACUUCAAGGAGCCUGCAAAGAUAUCAAGUUUAUUCCAGAGCAACGGCAACGGUAAGAGCGAAUCGGCGGCGAUUCGUCAGUUGAAGGCCCUUGAUAAUCAGAUAAUCUCCUAUUCCGAAAACGGCCGCAUUGAGCUCUGGAAGAUCGAUUCGCAACUUCAGAUAGGCGAGAGGCCCGACAAGACGUUUGACGUCGUUUCGUCCAGCUUUUUAGACUUCUAUUGGCUCGAUGCUAGGCGGUUCUUGGUGUUUGACCAUGAAGGUGUCAAGCUGUACGCCACGAGAAGCACAUCACCGUUGGAUAGCAAAGAAGUCUUCAAGGAGUUAGAUUUUAACAUCGCAAAUGCGGCCGAGCAUGAUUUUAUCAACAACCGGUUUCUCUUUGUCUCCACCAGGACCAUUCAGCUGCUGGAAGUAUCAGCAUCCGCCACUUCGCCCGCCGAUGGGCUUUCCAUGGGAAGAAGUUAUACCAUAGAUGGUGAAAGAGAAGUAAUAUCUGCUAGGUUUGGGAUGACUGAAAAAUCGCUCAUAGUUCUCUACAGCGACCCAUACGAACUAGUAAUCUACAAUUACCAGGGCAAGGUUCUACAGAGAGUUGAGAUCAGCAAACAACUGCUUACAACUGACAAGAUUCGGCCAUCAUUGAUCCUCAAUAAGAAAAGUUCCAAGCUUCUAAUAGCGCUUGGUAACCGCAUACUUGUCUAUUCCUUCGACAAAAGGAAGGUCAUCCUCAAUGAGACGUUAAAAACGCAGCCAACUAACAUAGUAUUCAAAACAGUAAGAAACAGCAUGCUGUUUGGAUAUGAGGAUGGGACCGUCGAAGUUAGAAGGCUGAAUGAUUUCACUUCCAUCUUAAGAGUCCCAGUCGAAGAGCAUGAGGAGGCGACGAACGGCAAGAAGGUCACUCAUCUUGAUUGUACCUCCGUCAACUCCGCGACUUUGAUAGUAUUUGGUUUUGACGACGGAACAAUCAAAGUACAAAGGAACCCUGAUCUGCUGGACAGCUGA